This is a messenger RNA of Closterium sp. Naga37s-1, 1953 nucleotides long. The record is from the annotation of a GenBank genome assembly. NCBI's taxonomy places the organism in Eukaryota, Viridiplantae, Streptophyta, Zygnematophyceae, Desmidiales, Closteriaceae.
AUGCAUUAUACUGCGAGGCUGCACGAGAAGCUCGAGGCGUUUGAGGUUCAGAUGAGGGGUGCUCUUCCGGAUUUCCUUUCAACAGAGUACUCCGAAAGGUGCAAGGAGGCUCUGAAGGAGGUGGCUGGGAUGUAUCUUUCUAACAUGUUUGACCUGAUUGUGGUGAAGCAGCUGGUUCAAGAGGUGGUGGACAGCAUUGAAGGGCCGUGCCUGCAGCUGGUGAAUGACUGCUUCGCUUAUGCAAUGCAGGUCCAGCAGACUGUGGCAUCACACGUCUGUGGGAUGUAUCCUGGGCUGAACAACGUGGCGCACCUUCAAGGCGCGGAUGCCAUGAGGAAGGCCAAGGAGUCAGCAAACCGCUACUUUCAGGGACUGUUGACAAAGGAGAAGAAAAUUAUCUUCACGCUCAACCAUUACUACAUGGAUACGGUGUCCCAGAUCCAUGUGAAAAUGGCUGAAUAUAAGGAUUCGCAGCCUGGCGUUAUGGAUCAAGAUUCCCCUCCUUCAAUCGGAGACUUUGGAUCCGGCACUGCUUCACUUGCCAAUCUUAUCAGCAACGACGAUCAUCCUGCGAGGGAUCUGCAGAUCAACGUGUUUUCGUAUGCCAAGAUGGGAAAAUUUUACAUGCAUCCCCCACCUACCCCCGCCUACUCCCAUCUCACCUCCCCUCCUCCUACCAUGGGAUUCCAGCCCACCACGCCUCCCCAUACCGCCUACUCCCAUCUCACCUCCCCUCCUCCUACCAUGGGAUUCCAGCCCACCACGCCUCCCCAUACCGCCUACUCCCAUCUCACCUCCCCUCCUCCUACCAUGGGAUUCCAGCCCACCACGCCUCCCCAUACCGCCUACUCCCAUCUCACCUCCCCUCCUCCUACCAUGGGAUUCCAGCCCACCACGCCUCCCCAUACCGCCUACUCCCAUCUCACCUCCCCUCCUCCUACCAUGGGAUUCCAGCCCACCACGCCUCCCCAUACCGCCUACUCCCAUCUCACCUCCCCUCCUCCUACCAUGGGAUUCCAGCCCACCACGCCUCCCCAUACCGCCUACUCCCAUCUCACCUCCCCUCCUCCUACCAUGGGAUUCCAGCCCACCACGCCUCCCCAUACCGCCGGCGCCACUGCCGCCCACGGCCUGCCUUCGCCUGCUGUUGCCGUGCGCAACCUAGUGGAGCAGGUGCGUACUGGGCAGGUGGUAUGUGCCUCACAAUCUGCCCACGGGCUGCCCUCACCUGCUGUGGCUUGGCAGCAAGAGGGGGCCAGCGGGGGGGCGGGGCUGUACCGAGUGCCGGUGUCGGGGGGCGUGCAGAGCGCCACUGCUGUUGCCGUUCGGAACCUCGUGGAGCAGGUGCGUGCUGGGCAGGUGCCAUGUGGGGCAGGUGGAAUGUGGUGCAGGUAUUAUGUGUCUAACGGACUGCCCUCACUUACUGUGGCCAUGCGCAACCUUCUGGAGGAGGUGAGGCGGAUGGCGCGCUUCGCCCACCUCUGCAGCAUCAUGUCGCGCAUGCACCACCGCCGCAAGGGCUACCCGUUUGGCUCGCUCGUUGACUUUGCCACCGACGACGAGGGCCGGUGGAGUGGGCUGGCCAAUGCCCGUGCCACCAUGUUUGGAGACGUGUAUCCAGUGCCACCCUCCCAACAGCAGUGGGCGCAACGCUUCUUUGCCCACCGUCACCACCACGGCGCCGCUCAGAUGUGGGGCAACUUCAGCUACUACCGCAUGCAGCAGAUCUGCGACAUCGAUUACGUGGGUGGCUUUGGAGCAGUUGCGUGGAUCGAUGUGAAGGAUUACCUGGCUGCCACACCGGAUGCCAUCGUGCUACACGACUCUGAGGCCAUUCUGCAUGGCAUUGCGGAUGAGGCGAUUGGGGGUCUGGAGAACAACUGGGACCUCAUUGUGAUGAUGGGCUGUCUGGUGAGUCAUGAUUGUGAUGAUGGGCUGUCUGGUGAGUCAUGA